GUAGUUGUUGAAGGUUUGGCUUUGCUGGACUUGGGAGUCUCACCGUAUUCUGGAGAUGUUUUCCAUGAGACUCCUCUCAUCAUCUACCUCUUUCACUUCCUGGUGGACUACGCAGAGAUAACGUUCAUGCUGGCGGAUGUGAUCACUGCUGUGUGUCUCUACAUGGCUGUGAAGGACUACAACAAACAAGUGUUCAGGAAACAGAAAUACGCUCUGGAGGCCGACCGCUACCCGCUGGAUUGUCUGGAGCUCAUCAGGAGCCCCAAAGAGAUGUACUACAUCCCUCUGAAGGUGGCCAUGUUCUACCUGUUGAACCCGUUCACCAUCCUCUCCUGCGUCGCCAAGUCCACCUGCGGUCUGAACAACGCUGUCAUCUCGCUCUUCAUCCUCUUCACCAUCAAAGGAAACGUUUUGCUGAGCGCCAUCUUUCUGUCUUUGGCCACCUAUCAGUCCAUCUACCCUCUGACUCUGAGCGCUGCAGCGCUGCUCUACCUCAUGCAG
Anarrhichthys ocellatus (wolf-eel) is the source of this 501-nucleotide messenger RNA. Its product is annotated as phosphatidylinositol glycan anchor biosynthesis class U protein-like. Lineage: Eukaryota; Metazoa; Chordata; Actinopteri; Perciformes; Anarhichadidae. The annotation marks the transcript as partial. Gene Ontology annotation, cellular component: GPI-anchor transamidase complex; membrane. Gene Ontology annotation, biological process: attachment of GPI anchor to protein. The transcript has 6 exons. The record is from RefSeq and is a predicted model, not a curated record.